AUGAGCCGGCCGCAACCUUCCGCUAAGCCCGCAACCAACCACGGUCUUCCGCCGGUUAGGCCCGCUGCCCACCGCGUCCACGAGGAGCUCGAGCCCCUCCGCAGCCAGCACCUCCACCAGGCUUCCGCGAAAUCCAUCAGGUCCAACCCCCGCGGCAUUCAGCCCCCGGACAGCCGCACGGCACGCGUCCCUCGUGCAUUUCCCAGUAAGCGUGCGUUUCGCGCCUCACCGCCGUCCACCCUAACGGACAGCCGUUCGCGUCAACCUCCAGCUGCCGCAGGACGGCACCCCGGGCGGAAGCCUCCUCGCCCCACUACGCCCGUCCGCCUCGAGCGAAAACACCACGCGUCGGUUCGGAGGAAGACAUCCGCUCCCCUGCUCACCCCUCUCUCUCCCGCGCUCACGACCUCAGAGUGGCGAAGGUUCCUUAAAACCUGUAGCUUGCUAGGCACGCCUUCGGUGCUCUCUCCCCUCCCGCCCACUCCUCCGAGGCCGCGACCAACCAGUGCGGUUCGCCCCUCCCCCAUCAUCAUAUCGGACGACGCCGGUUAG
Messenger RNA from Bemisia tabaci, 552 nucleotides. Lineage: Eukaryota; Metazoa; Arthropoda; Insecta; Hemiptera; Aleyrodidae. The record is from RefSeq and is a predicted model, not a curated record.